This is a messenger RNA of Lethenteron reissneri (Far Eastern brook lamprey), 9986 nucleotides long. Its product is annotated as RILP-like protein 1. NCBI's taxonomy places the organism in Eukaryota, Metazoa, Chordata, Hyperoartia, Petromyzontiformes, Petromyzontidae. Gene Ontology annotation, molecular function: small GTPase binding; protein dimerization activity; dynein light intermediate chain binding. Gene Ontology annotation, cellular component: ciliary basal body; cytoplasm. Gene Ontology annotation, biological process: cilium assembly. The record is from RefSeq and is a predicted model, not a curated record.
UGGCAGCAGCAGCAGCCGCCUGCAGCUAACGGCGCCGCCGCCGCCGCGACGGGGCGAGCGCCGCGUUCCCGACGUCCGCAGAAGGCCGCGUGCCGAACCCAUUCGCUCGAGCACCGCGGAGGAGGCGGCGGCGGCGGCUAUCUUCUCUAUAGGGCGUCCAUUUAGAGAGGUGUUGGUGGAGUAGGAGGAGGAGGAGAAGGAGGUUGUCUGGAGAGGGGAAGGGAGAGUUCGCGGCGGAGGACGACGAGGACGAUGGAGUUGACCGCCGCUUGACCGCGUCCCGCAACGCGCCCACGACUUGGCACGAGGAGCCGGCGGCGGCUGUGGUGGCUGAGGGGGUGACGGUGGUGGAGGCUGAGGGGGUGACGGCGGCUGUGGUGGCUGAGGGGGUGACGGUGGUGGUGGUGGAGGAGGCUGAGGGGGUGACGACGGUGGUGGAGGUGUCUGAGGGGGUGACGGUGACGGCGGCGUGAGGAGGAGAGAGCAGGGACGAAGGAGACCUGGAGAAGUAUCUGCUGACGAGUGGGGAGUCCGCAAUGGACGAGAAGCUCAAGAUGCCGGGCUCCCCUCUCGACAAGAGCCCAGAGGAGCUGGGUGCCCUGGACGUGUACGACAUCGCGGCGCUCCUGGGACGCGGCUUCGAGAGGGCCUUGGCGGCUGGGACCGAGGGCGGAGAGGUGGCACGUGAGGCAGUGCACGAGCUGAUGGCGCCUGUGAUCCGCGUGCUGGAAAUGCUGGAGGCUCUGGCUGUUCGGAACGGAGCAGACACCGAGUCUACUACGCUGCGAGAGCAACUCGAGUCGGCCAAGAGAGAAACCAUUACGCUGUCCGCGAGGGACUCCCGGCACAAGCAGGAGCUGGAGUUGGUGGAGACGUACUGGAGGGAAAGGGAAGAGGAGAUGAUGGGUUGCAUGACGGAGCUGCAGGAGGAGAACCGCAAACUGGACAGCGCGUUACGUCGACGGGACACCGACAGUGCCGACACCGAGGUGGAGGAGACGCAGGCGGAAGGUUUGACUGAGAAGGAGCGGGACGUGAUGGUCAAACUCAAGGAAGUGGUGGACAAGCAGCGGGAUGAGAUAAGAGCCAAGGACCGGGAUAUCAGCCAAAAGAAUGAAGACGUGGAGGCGCUGCAGCAGCAGCUCUCGCGGCUGAUCAAGAUCAACAACGAGCUGCGGCACAAGCUGGCCGUGAUGGAGGCGCAGGGGAAGUCGCUCAUCGAGCAGAAGGUGGAGCUGGAGGCCGAUCUGCAGUCGCGCGAGCAGGAGAUUGGGCGCCUGCGCGAGACGGCGGCGAGCGUCGCAAGCGCCUUCCUGGAGCAGAGCGAGUGCCAGGAGGGCGCGGUGGCGCACCACCCUGGCUCGGGCGAGGACAAGCUUUCAUUCUUCCCUGGGGUAGAGGAUGAAGAAGAUGAAAGUGUGUGGAUGGACGGGAAGCUCGUGGUCGAUCUCAAGGACCCCAACCGGCCUCGCUUCACGCUGCAGGAGCUGCGCGAGGUGCUGCAGGAGCGCAACGAGCUCAAGGCCAAGCUCUUCCUGCUCCAGGAGGAGCUGGCGUACUACAAGAGCCACAACCACCCUUGGAUGUCGGGCGUCCGGAAACGGCUGCGAGGUUUUUUUCCCGUCAGUGAGGACAGUGACCUGGACCCAUCACCUCCCGUGAGAGCUCUCCCAUCACAACACGCCAUCGUCAAGCCUUCCCCACAGGACUCGGGCAUCCGUCGCUUGUUCAGUUUUUUCUACAAGGACCGUCCCGCGGGCAUGAGGAAGCUGUCGGUGGAGUCGACGCGCCCCGGCGAGGCUCGGCACCCUGCGACGGCUCCCGAGCAGAGGCUGCCCAACGACGGGGAGGCAGCGGACGCGUCGGGCCUCACCGGCAGCACGGCCACCCUCAAGUCCAUCAGCCUCAACCCGUAGCCCCCCCCCGCCCCGACGCGCGUACUACGGGGGGGUCAGGGGGUCGGCGGCGGUGUUUUGACGCAGAGGCUGCCGUUACAGGGUUAAGGGCCGAGAUGUUCACCCUCUCAAGCGCUGCGGUAUCGAGCGCGGCCGUCGAUUUGUGCUACUUGGAGCCGCAGGCCGAGCAUGUGCGUGGUUGAGAAAAAGCGCCUUGGAUCAGGGAAUGUGUUUCCUUGUUCGAAGCAGUUUUAUUUUUUUAUUUUCUGCUGUAUGUAUGUAUGUACGUUCGUAAGUAUGUUGUACUUAUUUCACACCGUACGUAGCCAACCGUGCUUUUCGGAGGUACUGUGUUUCAUCACUCUGGAUGCAAUUAUUAUUUGGCAUGUCGUGGGGAUACAUACUUCUGCUAAUUAAUGUGGAUAUAUGCACCUCAAUGUCGUCGGCUGAAGUCCAGAGUGAGGCCACCGUUUCCUCAUUCUGUUCAGCGUGCGUCCGCUUUCCUUAGCCGUCGCUAGCAGCAGCAUUCGCUUUUGAUGAAAAUUAGAAUCGCGUUAGCUUUGCUUUUGUUUUUUAAAUAUUUCUACGGACUGCUGUGCACAUCUUGAGACUUUGUGCAAGGUCAACAAUUGAGUGUUGCUUGUUACUGCAAAACUCAGUUUUUCUUCAUUUAAAGCGAGAGAGAGCCCUGGCGAUUAUAGCUUCUUCGAGUGAAAGUCCCAUGGGUUCAUGAAUGAAAAAAGGAAAUUUUUACAUAAUCAUGAUGGAGCUGGGAAUUUAAGUAUUAAAUAGAUCAUGUAUUUCACCUGUUAAGGCAUUGCUGCUUAAAAGUCAACUCGUGUUAAAUAGUUGUUUUUAGUAGGUUUGUUUAUCUGGGUCAAGUAGCACAAAACCACCCUCACACUUAAAUACGUUUUACUUCAUCGCAUUUUAAUAAGCACAAGUGACUUUUAAUUUAUAUGUGGUGUAUUACAAAUGGGUUAGAGUUCAUGUAUAAUACCACAGUUUUUGCUCAUUGGGUAUGAAAAUGUGCAAGGAAUGCUUUGUUUUCUUGUUUAUAACGCGCGCAUGACAUACCGGGUCAUGUUUGCAGCACUCCAAAGCAAUAGUAUUUUAGCGUCAAAUCGUAUUAAAUCUUUGAUUGCUUGACGAGGAAUCGUCAAAAAAAAGUCUCGGUGACUUACGAUGCACUGUAGCCAAAUAUCACACAGCCUACAGAGGAAGACUUCAACCGGUGGCAGCGGAGAGAAAAAUAUUAGGUGGGCGAGCAUGGCUGUUACUGCCAUGUAAGGCGAAAAGGGGUAGGAAGUGGAAUAUGUUGUUAAUCCACUGCUGCGUGAAGGCCUCCACAAUCUCCCACCAUCUCUCGCGAGCCUGCGAUUUAAACCUUUAACUUUUGCUAUUGUUGCACUUUUUGAUUGUCUUAACGACUGGGUGAAUAUAUUUAUAACACUUCUACUUUUGUCAAUCCAAAGCGUAGAUGAGGGCCUCCCCAUGCCUACUUUGGUCGUGGGAUUUUUGACUUUACUUCACACUGGUCAAUGUGGGUCGGUGCAGGGGGGGGGGGGGGGCGGCCAGGAUUGGUCCAGACAUUUCCCCACCGCCGGUUAUUAACCUUGCCCGGCAAUCGAAUUAAAGGUCGCCAGUUUGGGUAGUGCGUCUCGCUAACCACCGCGCACCACCGCUCUCACAAGCAGACAUUCAUUAGCAUCUGCAGAAGUGGUGAUUUGUUUGACUCGAGAGCACAUUGCCUUAGAACCCGUUUAAGGGAGGCAACUCAAUCUCGGCAGUAGUGUGGGGGUGAGGCACGGUGGAUUGACGAAGGGGUGCCAAUGAAAUUUAACCUGCCUGGGCUCGAAUAAGACACCCUGCUAAUACUGACCAGGGGCAUCCGCCGUGAAGGCUGCUCUCUGCUUCACGUGAUCUUUUGAGAGAGAGAGGGGGAGAGGUGCCGGCGACACAGUCCCCAUUCGUCACUUGCGCCGCGCGCGUCACGGGGUCCGUCGCACGCUGGGGCUGCGCACUGCCUCUGCUCCAGAAGUCGCAACCAGGUACCCGAUACCCGUACCCUACCCGAUACCCGGCCACCCGUACCCAGCCGGGUACGGGUAGCCGUUUGCGACCCUGGUGCGGCCGGGUACGGGUAGGCCGUGAGUUACUGGUGAGUAACCGUUUGUCACUCAUUUCCCAACGUCUUGUCUCUUCUCACAAUUCAAGAUCCUAGAAUCAACCCACCCACGCCUGCAACAUGGCUUCAUCCCAGAGGUCGCAAUCGGGUACCCGUACCCGUACCCUACCCGAUACCCGGCCGGGUACGGGUAGCCGGGUAUCGGGUAGGGUACGGGUACCUGUUUUCGACCCUGGUGUGGCCGGGUACGGGUAAGGAAUCAAAACCCGUUUGCGACCUCUGCUCUGCUCAAGCUGCGGCCAGUGGCCGGGUGAUGAGACCGCGCGGGAAAGGCGUUACUCCAUCCCACAUGACGACUUCACAUGACGACAUCUCUCUUCUGCCCCGGUAGCACACGGAUAGGAGCACUCCGCUCCUCGUUGCUCGACAAUGCAAAGCAGUCGAGGUUGUUUUAUAUUUCAAUUCUUGUUGGUUUGAAUCUGGCCACAACCGAUUAUUCAGCGACCAGUACAUAAUCUCAUGAUUUCGUUUUCAAGUGCCCUUGCUUUCACAAUACUUGUGUGUGGAGCACCCUGAAGCCAGCCUACAAUGAUUAUCAUCAUGGCAAGUGUUAAAUACUUAGUAAUAGGUUUUUACCCUUUCAACUGGUACAAAAACUGACACCUUUAUACAAGGCAUCAUGUUUGCAAUAACCACAACACAAGCAGUCAAAAUGCAAACAAAAAGAAACAACUCUGAUGAUGAUAAUGAUAUGCACUGUCCUUGAAGUUGAUUGGUCCACACCCGAGACAGCUUUUCUUAGAGCCUAGUCUCCAUUGGUGUUGGACCAGAUGACGCCAAAAGGCGUGCAACUCAAACACAGUGCACUAUCAGAGUAUUGAGAGCUCAGGGUAAGCAUAAAGGUGUCAGUUUUUGUACCAGUUGAAAGGGUAAAAACCUAUUACUAUAUUUUGCCAUUGGUAAAGGAGGUCUCCUAGUGUUAAAUACUUCUUCAGUUGCAUAUAGCUUGUGUUGGAUAACAUUGGGCAGUCUUAUCAAUGUGUCCAUUGGUGCAUCUUCACCGAUGCUAUUUCAUCAAUUCUGACCAUCACAUGCCAUCUGUGCUGCCAGAUUCUCAUUUGAAUGCAGUGAUAUGCAGUACCAUGGAAUUUGGAUUUAUAGAGAAUUUAAACGCCGCUGCAUCUCAACAUGCUGUACGAAAUAGUGGGAUGCGUGUCGCAGUGACCAUAGAAACGGGGAGGAACGUGAACGCAUUGGCGGUACACCGUUGGUGCGCGGUAUUAAAAAAAAAAUCGCAAUUUUUUCGCGAUCAUUUAUUUUCCGGUGAGAAAAUCUUGCGGGGUGGUGGUGCUGGUGGUGGUAGUGCGUCAAAGUCGGUUUUCGUAAUGUCGAAGCAGUCGUAAGACGGACAUUAUGAGCGGCCGAACACGAAGCUUCGCAGUCUGUUGCCGUAGAGCAGCACCCAGCCUGAUGACGAUUGGCUGCCUCCGUGUUCCAAAGGCCAAGAUUUGAAUCCUCGUUCCCGAGACUUGGUCGGUCGGUUCCUCGAUUAAUUUCUCGGAAUCAUUGGAGGACAGUGGCAUCGAUAGUUUACGACUCGUGUCACACGUUCGACAGGGAACGCAGCUGCUGAAUCUAAGGCAACUGCUGAUGGAUAAUCUGCAGCUCACUCGAGGGCAAUGCUGUACCGGUGUACCGCUAAUACGUCCAUAUGUUAUUAAGGAAUGAUGUAAAUAUAGACACUUCUUAGAUAUUCUAUGGGUCUUUCGGUAAAGCCACGUAGAUAUAACAAUAUCACGACGUUUCGAUCGCAACACAAGCAAUCGUCUUCAGGUGAGAGAGAGAGAGCUGCUGAGACAAGGUCUUAUAUAGGCCUGAGAUGGGUGCAUCAAGGUAGGUGGGUGGAGCUAGAGAUGGUCCAACCACAGAGGCUGGGGCAGUGGCCCCAGUAUUGUGAGAGAUUAGCAUGUCAGUCAUGGGCAGAAGAGAAGAGUAAGGUUUUCAGCCUGGAUUGGAACGGGCAGGGAGAUAACAGCAUGAAUGGCCAUGCCGUGUUGUGGAAUUUGACACAACUUGGGGCAGCAGCAGUAGUAGCAGCAGAGAAGCAGUAACCUCCCACCGAGUGGAAGUUGUCGGAGGUUUUUUGAGAGGUGUGGUGCUGGUUGUGCAGGGCCUGCGGAGCUAAUUAGCUCGCAGGAGUCUACGCCGAUCUUAAUGUACGCAAAGCUCUAAAUAUAUUAAUGAGAUGUGUUUCUUUGUAAUCAAAAAUGCAUUUGUAGGAUUGUGUUUUGUUGUAAGCAUUGAGAUGCAUCUUUGUGAUAACAUAAAAUUGUGUUGAUUUGAAGCUUUCGUGACUGCAGGAAUCCUUACUCAUUGGUUAUUUCGGUAAAGUCACGUAGGUACCGAAAGAACCAAAGAGUAUAUGUAUAAAAUUACGUGUUUUAAGGGUGACAUUUAUUUUUCAUAGCAUAUGCAGAAUUGUGACGAUAGAUGUGCAGUUUCAGUCAUGAAAUUGGCUGAGUGAGAGCUAUUUGGUGGAAUCAAGUGGGAAUUAAAUUACUACAAAUUCAAAUGCGUUUUGAGGCCAAAAGUUUUAGGUCGGCUAUUUUAGAAGCACUGGUUAUAUAAACCCAAUUUAAUAACUUUUUCAGCGCGGAUGAGCAACUUCUGGGCGAAGACUUCUGAGUUGGGGGAUGUUAUCUACACUCAGUGAUGAAAUGCAUGGGCACCAAUUGAUUAUUAUGCAUAGCCAUUUCCUUGAAUACCAAAAGUCAUCAUGUUGUAGGGAUUGAUGUUAACGGUCUUGUUAUGACUUGCAGUCAGCAGGCCUAACCCCCUAUUUCAAUGGAGAUGAUUUAAGUUCCCCUUGCAACUCCUGUAUCAUGUUAAAGUACUGAACGUACAAUUGUACAAGUUUACAAAUGUAUUGAAAACAUGCUGACAAUAGGUGGGCAGUGGACACACGUGGUGUGUUACAUCGCAAAGCAUCCGAGGGAGUUCAAGAAGAUGCUUUGCAGCAAAUCGUUUGUGUACAUUUCUGACCACGUGCCAUUGUGCAAUGAAUCAAGUGCACUUUGGCAGAAUGGUUACAAUACUGAUAACUAGUAUUAGUUAUCUGCAGUACAGUACAUUUUCUUUUGGCAUGGAAACACCAGGUGACCAGGAGCGUAAAUCAUGCAGUGGGCCACGUGCUUUCUGAACGCGCAACCGAUUGUUUUCAAUGGGUGACUAUAGUUACGUGAAGACUGACAUUCAUGGAUUACUUGUGAAUCGGAUCAUUGAGACGCUGUUGCUCCCUUGUUCAUCACCAAACUAGUGACGUGUCAUCUUCUUGGUUCUUUCGGUAAAGUCACGUAGAAUGGAAAUAAUAAGUAGCCGUCCUCAGGUGGAGAACAGGUAUAUCGAGAAGACAGACCUGUUCUCCACCUGAGGACGGCUGCUUGCGUUGUGGCCGAAACGUCGUGAGAAUUAUUUUAUUAUGUUUUAUUUUUACAAUUUUAUUAUUUCCAUUCUACGUGACUUUACCGAAAGAACCAAGAAGAUGAAUCCCUGCAGUCACGAAAGCUUUAAAUCGAAAUUUAGUGACGUGUCUUCAUAUGAUGAGUGCGCGAGAGGCACGGAGAGUCGAAUGUUCCAGCAGACUACCCGUUUGAAAUACGAAAGCACAAUUUGUGUGGUGAUAAUUCCACAUUCCAACUUGUUCUAAUGCAGUCUGAAAGAAAAAAAAACAUUUCAAAUUUGCCUCGUGUACACCAAAAGUUUUAAUCCACCGCGCGUGAAAAGGAAACCCACUCGUCUGUGUCUGGUGUCUCCACAACAAUCCAUGUACUAAAUGAUAAAGUGGAUAGAUAACGAUAAUAACGACGAUAACGACGGAACACCCACUUGACAGCAAGAGAAGUCAUUUUGGAAGAACAGAAUAUUGUUUCGCGCGGUAAAUUUUGUUGCCGAAUAUGAUAUGACCCAAUGUGAGAUUGCUCACUAUAUAUAAAAACAUUUUAGUUGUGCAUUAUGGAGAAAUACAAUUUUAAGAAACACUUUUUUGGUAUUUUCCUUACACAAAGAAGUGAAGAUACAGGGUGGUCUUCUUGGUUCUUUCGGUAAAGUCACGUAGAAGGGAAAUAAUAAAAUAAAUAGACAUAAUAAAAUAAUUCUCAAGAACAGGUCUGUCGGAAAGACAGCGUCUGUCGGAAAGACAGCGUCAGACGCUGUCUUCACAUGAGGACGGCUGCUUGCGUUGUGGCCGAAACGUCGUGAGAAUUAUUUUAUUAUGUUUUUUUUAUUUUAUUACUAUUUUAUUAUUUCCCUUCUACAUGACUUUACCGAAAGAACCAAGAAGAUGAAUCCCUGCAGUCACGAAAGCUUUAAAUCGAAAUACAGGGUGGUCUUACAGGGUGGUGCCUGCUGUCAGUGCAACUGCGAUGCCAAAACCAAUUUGACCGUCGAGCUCGCUGAAAUUUGACGGGGCACAUCGCACACGACUCGGUCUCGUUGGCUGACUUGUAUCAGAGGUUGAUUGGAAUGUAUUCAUAGCUCUCAUUAAUGUGCGAGCUUUGAAUAGACUAGGACUCAUUUGGGUGACUCGUAUCAAAGCUUGAUUGGAAUAUAUUCAUAGCUCUCGGGCAUGUGAAUAAUUACAUUUAUUCACCCAGGAAGGCCUUGCUGAUUAUCCAUUGUUACUUUUUCAACUGGAUCCAGUUUUAUCAGUUACAUUUCAAGAGUAUUUUACAUGUGGUGGGGGGGUGGGGAGAUAAUUAUUUGGCAUAGAAAACCCACAAUGAGGAGGAAUAACAAUCAAAGGUCUGCACAGAUAGGUUCAUGAAACCACUCGCUUGUACCACCAUCUUUAGGCCACCUCGUAGCCCAAGGGGUUCUGGGAGGAUGAUCCAUCAAUCCUUGCCUCCAAAAGCACGUGGUACCACCGCAUCUGGCUUAAAUUACAUAACGUAACAAUGAUGCCUCGUACGAUGGGUGUUAAUGUCUGAUUGGCUUCCUCUUACGUCCUGAUAUGUGAUCGUUGCUUGGAUCACACGUGUCGAAAGUGCGAUAGGCUCUCAUAAGCUGUGGUAUCUGGAUCUCACAAGAUUGAUGUAUCCAGCUGCAUAAUGAUUUGCCCUCUUUUCAUACAUUUUGCUCUAGUUAUGGAGCUUCAGAUACACGCGUUUUAAAGUCUAUCCAGCCUUUAACAAUCUUUAGCUAAUCGGGAUCUAACGUAUAAUCGUGGAUGAAUGUAAAUGCAAUGGUGAUUUCAUGUUCUGGGGCCGAGUGAAUUGUAGGAGUGAUCAGAAGUGCAUGCUGCUUUUGUCAUGGACACCUCGUUGAAGAACAAAAUCUUGCGUCUACAAUUUAAAAUGCUUUGGGGUUCAAAUAAUAUUUUUUUAUUAUUAUUAUUAAAACAUUAGGGUAAAUCAUUUGGGGGAAAAUGUUUUAAUAUUUGGUUAUGUUGGGUCAGAACAUGUUUCUAAAAGUCUACAGCGCAAGUCUACAAUUUACAUUUACACCACAUCGUUAAGGUAUAUGUGUGCUAUGCAAAGUAUACAAAUUUUAUACUUUCAGUAAAACAAAAGUAAGAUGCUGUGCACCUUCUGACCCAACGAUGCCAUUGGCUAGGUUGCAAAGGCCAUCUCUCCCACUAGUAUACACAUUUUCUACUUUCAGUAAAACAAAAGUAAGAUGCUGUGGACCUUCUGACCCAACGAUGCCAUUGGCUAGGUUGCAAAGGCCAUCUCUCCCACUUACAGUCAUUUAUUUAUUGCUCAGGGGUUGCGAUGACGGGGAGAUCACGCUGGCCGUCGCAGCUGUUGUGUGUUCCCUUCAACCUGCUUUGUGCAGAGCCAAACUGAAAGGAGACGAUCGCACAUCACUGACCUGGCGAUCGUAUACAUAUUACACUUCACGUUUGAAACUGACAACAUAAAGUCUAUUCUUGGUUCUUUCCGUAAAGUCACGUAGAAGGGAAACAA